UAUGCUCGUCUAAGGGUUCAUGCAUUUAGAGUUUACUUAAAUGGUGCUGGUCCUAUAAAAGAACAAGUUGCUCUUUUAAUUAGUCAUUCGGAUAAAUUUUCUGAUAGAGAUAAAAAAAAUCAAUUAUAUAAUUUUAUUUCGGAAUCUUCUGAAAGAGGUUUUGAAUAUAGAAUUUAUAAUGAUUAUUCUCCUGAAUUUGAUAUAGAUCAAAAAUAUAUAGAUCUUGAUAAUAUUUAUUAUGACGAACAAGAUUGUAAUUUUACUCCAACUCCAUUUAGUCAAUGGACAAUUAGUCUUAGUCCGAAUGAUAAUGGUUCUUAUCCUGAUUUAUCUGGAUUAGUAUCAAUUAAUAUUCAUUUGAUGGUAUAUUGUCAUUGUGGUGUAAAGAAAAUACAAAAGGGUGCCG
This is a messenger RNA of Racocetra persica, 406 nucleotides long. Lineage: Eukaryota; Fungi; Glomeromycota; Glomeromycetes; Diversisporales; Gigasporaceae. The record is from the annotation of a GenBank genome assembly.